Messenger RNA from Saprolegnia parasitica CBS 223.65, 291 nucleotides. RefSeq lists its product as hypothetical. The record is from RefSeq and is a predicted model, not a curated record. The annotation marks the transcript as partial. Lineage: Eukaryota; Oomycota; Saprolegniomycetes; Saprolegniales; Saprolegniaceae. The transcript has a single exon.
AUUGGCGGCACGAAGGGUGGCAACGACUACGACAACGACAGCGGCUACGCGAAUGGCAACGGCCAGAAUGACCACGAAGUUAGCACGGGCACCAACAACAGCGACGCAUCUGGCGAAUCGUCGGGUAUUUCGGGCGGUGCGAUUGCCGGGAUCGUUGUCGGGUGCAUCGCCGCCGUCAUCCUCGCUGGCUUCCUCGUUUGGAAGAUCAAGAAGGACAAGUCGCGCGAGGAGCAGCUCUUCGCCGACCCGCACGAUCUCGAAGACGCGCAGACCGGCUAUGCGGCCAUGUAA